Daphnia pulicaria is the source of this 1926-nucleotide messenger RNA. RefSeq lists its product as uncharacterized. Lineage: Eukaryota; Metazoa; Arthropoda; Branchiopoda; Diplostraca; Daphniidae. The transcript is spliced from 3 exons. The record is from RefSeq and is a predicted model, not a curated record. The coding region runs from base 98 to 1771 and encodes 557 amino acids.
AAAAUGGGCGGGCAGUGGCGUUCUAGUCCUUUAAAAGACGCACCAACAUCGACAUUUGAUAGUGUGAGCUAGGCUAUAUCGCCCAUCAGGGUUCACUAUGGCUUGUCUUAACCGAAGAGGAUUCCAUGUUGUUGGCAUUUUAUUCUUUAUUAUAACACUUGCCAUCAGCUCAUCUUCGGGUAUUUUUUCAGCCGAAAAAAAAGAGUCCACCAGGAUUGUUGCUGCUGCGGACGCAGAAAGCUCAACUGCAUCAGCAUCAUUAUCCGAAAUUUCAAUUUCAGCAAACGCUAGCGAAAGUACAAUUUCGACAUCAAUCGAUAAUACGACUAAAGCACCUUCAGUUACAUUAUCUGAUUCAGCCUCUCUCGUGGAAAAAACAGGUGUAACCUGGCGUACGGAAAACUUGCUUGUCCCUGCACCACGAACUGUAUCUCUGCUUGCACAACUGAUGGCUUUAUCGACGAAGAACAUCGAUACCGCUUUUCGUGGCAGCAGCAGUUCCAAAAGAAAUCAGCAGUCAACUUCUAUCCAGUACACCCAAAGUUUCCGCACUACUCUCGUACAGAUAAGUCAUAAGCUAAGCAACGCUUUCUUCUUAGCCAGCAAAAAUUCCGAAAUGAUCGAGUUAUCUCUUCUCACUGCACCCGGAAAAGCUAGAGAAGCUUUCAGUUAUUUGAAAAGAUUUAGAAAUUCCACCCGCUUCGCAAAAUACUUGGCGCUACCUUUAAAGAGCUUGAAAGACACCACCGAUAAGACAUUCGAUCUCUCCAGUCAGACAGUUAAACAAUUUUUGGAAUUAGUUCAACUAGUAAGGGAAGUUAACGAAAUUGUCGAUUUUUCCAAGACAGAAAAAGAACAGCAAAAAGGGGCCGUACUUAUUGAAUUGCAGUCGACACAAAAGGAGAAAAACGAAACCGAGAGUGAACUUUUGAUUAUUAGAAAAGACGUAGAAAAGUUGAAAGAUCAACUACAAUUGCACAAAGUCCAACUAGAUUUAGCCAAUACAGAUUUUGAACAGUUAAAAGUGGAUUUGAACGACAUGUCUCGAUGUUAUUGGUCAUGGGAAGAUAGUGAAAAGCAGUUGGAAUACAAAUGCCCUUAUCGACCGAAUCCUUCAAAAAUAAGCGAGGCCAAAAACGCCAAAGAAGCACCGGAAAAAGAAUUCCAAUCCACAAUGAAAGAGCUAGACGAGAAAGAAAGUAUUGCGCGAGAGAAAAGAGAGAUCGACCACGAACUGUUAAUCAAAAUGAAGCAAUUAUUUUUUAAGCAGCGCCAGCUUGAUGACGAUAUUCAGUUGCUCGAAGAAAGUAGCCCAAUACUUAAUGGAUUAGUGGGAAAUUUCACUUUGUUGAAAAUGAGUUGGCUCACGUUUGUCACUAUGUGUGAAGUCAUAAAAGAAGGUGCCACGAAGAGCUAUGCUACAGUCAUGGAAAUCAUCGAAGAUCCCAGCAGCUGGAACGACAGUCUUUCAGAUGAACUUUCACUGCAGGUGCAGGCCACACUGGAAAAUCUAUCUCUGCUUACGACAAUCGUCCAGUCGUACCUGGAGGGUUACAAGCGACACAUUAUGGAGAUCGUUGCAGAAGCGGAAGAAACGUUGGUCAAGACAGGCCACCCAGAGGAAAUUGAACGCGAUCUUCUAAGAAAAUGUGACGCGGCAUCUGGCGAGAUACAGAAUUUCAUUCAAAGUAAUUCACAACUUCAUGAAGUUGACUCCCAAAUCGCGCAAAGAACCAAGCAAUCUAAACAGCGUCUCCGCAAUGAUUAUUAAAAUGACCCAUUUUGGUUCGUCAUUUCUGUACAUCGGCAUAUGCGCAUUGCGCAAAUAUAUCGUAUGCUGUGCUGCAAAUUUAUCACACAAUUUAAUUGAUUUCUUGAAUGCUGUAAAAGAUGAGUUGGAAACAGAAUACAAUACUUUUACAGAUA